CAGCUAGAUUCCAAACAUCACACAUCUUCGAGCUCGCGAGGCUUCAUCUCUCACACCCAACAUACAUACACAGAGCACCCAUCGUCUCCAACAUACAGCAUCCCUACUUCGAGAUGCCUCCAUGGAGUCCCAACGAUUCGAGCCAGUUCCGUCGCCUUUCCUCGCCCUUCUCACUACUUCUAUUGGUGCUGACCAGUAUCGCGACUUCCGCACUGGGCAUGCCCAGUCCCCAGAACUCAACCGAUGUCGAAGUUGGAGUCCCUGCUGCUGCUGCACCGCUUGUUGCCGCUUCUGACGAGUCGUUCGAUAAUCGGUCUCUGCGGAUUAUAGUUCCUAUUGUCGGUGGCGCUCUUGUGCUGGCUGCCCUGUGUGGUUGGUACAUUCACCGUAAUAGGCCAAAAGCGCCAGAAGUGCCACCGAAAGAUGUUCCGCCGAAAGAUAAGCGGAUUCAAAUCAGUAAAACACCAGCUCAACUCGAACAGGGUAGUACGGAUGUUGAAUUCACUCCCGUAUCGCUGGGUAAUGAUAAAAAUGAUGUAGAUAUCGAGAAGUCUGAUGUCGGUGGGAUGGUUGAGGGGAAGGGCCGGUCAUAAAAAACGGAUCUGCUGUCAAUGUUUCUGAAGGACUACUGUUCAGCUGUACUUGAGAAGUGUCAGAAAAAUUCCUUCCAUAGAAGGGCUUUUGCUUUUACUUAGGUACUCCGUACAUCGGAUCAGGGCAGAGCGAGAGGGACGGAAAUGAAAUAGGUGUACAUUCA
Molecule: messenger RNA, 757 nt
Organism: Ascobolus immersus RN42
Lineage: Eukaryota; Fungi; Ascomycota; Pezizomycetes; Pezizales; Ascobolaceae
Source: the annotation of a GenBank genome assembly